AUCAUUAAUGUAAGUUGCCUGCGCACCCACCUGCGCAAUGGAGGGUAACUGGGUAGACUACGGGCGGGGCCUUUGCAUUGCAGAAGAAGCAGUACACGCUACCAUCGAUCAGAUCCUAACCGAGGGUGGCACACUCUUAUGGCAGAAAUACCUGGAGCGCAAGGCAUUCUCCUUUGCCGCCACGGUCGCCACAGAUGCAUUGGUCAGCCGCCUGCGAAUGUGCUAUGUGCACCACGACCAUGGCGAACCACUUGUGGGUGGAGAGCUAGGUGAGGAGUGGCAAGUCGAGGAGGAGCCGACCAUUUGCGAGGUGGAUAGCUGGGCACGCAUGCAUGUUCCAGUGCGCCGCAGCAAAACGGACGAGGCCUCUAAAGCUCCCAAGCUGCGGCGGAACCAGGCAAGUCGACAGAAGUUCGCAGGUUCGCUGCAGAAGACGCCUGAAUUCAUCCCGAGGGUGCAGCCCUUGGAGAACGACCUUCAAGUAGACCCUGAAGAGGAACGAAUGCGUGAGGCAAAAGCACAAGAAGAGGCCCGGAAACGGGAUAAGGAGCGAAUGGCCAAGGAAUCAGAGAAGACCUUGGAGGAGGAGAGAAGGAAGGUGCAGCAGCUGCACGAGGAGAUGUCCAAGAGACCACAUACCUUUGACACCGAGGGCAACCUCAUUUGGGUGGACGAGUUGAAGCCAGAUCGGCUUCCCAGGCUUGUGGAGUUCUCAAGCUAUACGGUGAAGAGAGAUCCCAAGACCGGGACGCUUGGCCGGGACGAGAUGAAGCCGCUCAUGGGCAGCACCUUGGGCCCCUUGCCUGAGAAGAAUUCACGCCUGAAGCGACGGAAGGAUGGGGGCAAGCGCCGCGCAAAGAAGGGCGAGGCAGGUCCGGAGUUCACGGAUGGCUUUUCGAAGCUACAACACGGACAGCCGCCCAUCAUAGAGACUAUGGUCUUGGUUCCUGGCGUCCAAGUAGAGCAAUUGGGAAAAGUGAAGUCUGGCCCGGAGCCGGACUCCCGCUUCAUGUCGCGGAAGGAGUAUGUGCAGCUGGCUGAGGCAGAGGAGAAUGAUUCCUUUGCUCGUGCAUGGGCGCGGGCGAGUCUGAAUUGUCACCGACAUAUCGGUUCUCCCAGCAAGUCUUGAACUCGGCCAGCCUGGACAGAAGAACGAAGAAGAGUGCCACCUGAAACAGGCGCAGAGGAGGACUCCCUGCCGCAUGCCUUUGGAACCUGCAAGGUGUUUGAAC
Durusdinium trenchii is the source of this 1232-nucleotide messenger RNA. The record is from the annotation of a GenBank genome assembly. NCBI's taxonomy places the organism in Eukaryota, Dinophyceae, Suessiales, Symbiodiniaceae.